This is a messenger RNA of Vanessa tameamea, 3966 nucleotides long. RefSeq lists its product as uncharacterized. The record is from RefSeq and is a predicted model, not a curated record. The transcript is spliced from 2 exons. The coding region runs from base 1 to 3966 and encodes 1321 amino acids. NCBI's taxonomy places the organism in Eukaryota, Metazoa, Arthropoda, Insecta, Lepidoptera, Nymphalidae.
AUGGAGCAACAUUCAGAGAGAUUACGUAUAGGGCCGCUACCCGGGGGUCGCCGGGGCACACCUGGAGCCAGUGCUGGGUGUUACAGCAUGCGAUCCACUGGCGGUGGGGGACUGAGCAGGCGGGUUCCCCCCGAACAAUUAUCUACAGCCGACAAUAGUUUACCCGUUAUUAGUGCUAGUCAAAAUUCUGCUGUUAGUUUUAACAGGCCAACUGAGGAUGUUUCGCAGGGAGCCGCUAGCUCACAACCUGCGACCACCAAGGCUGGUAAACCCAGAGUACGCAUGAAGUGGGACAAAGAAGUUAACUUGUUUAUUAUGCGUACUUAUCUUUAUAUUACAAAAUUAGAAACUGAUAAAGUUAUGUACCCUAAACGGCUAUUCGACAAAUUUAAAACACAAUAUCCGGAUUGGAAUGUAAGUCAACAACGUAUCGCAGAUCAAAGAAGAGUAAUAAUUAGAAAUAAAUUAAUAAGUGAAAAUGAAAUAGCACAUCUUAAAUCAGAAAUUGCUGAACAAUUAAGAAGGGAAGCGGAUUUAAAUAAUCAAACAGAUACAUCGUUACAUUCACCCCAUUUACAAUCACAACCGUUAAUUCAGACACACAAUAUAGUUACUAGCCCUACAACUUACAAUAUUACACAAUCUGAUGCUUCUACACAGACAAAUUUAACAUCCCUAGUUCACGAUACAGAAAUACAAUAUACUCAAUCUACAACCUUAGAAAACCCACAACAAGAAAACAUUGAAGAAUUAAAGAAUCUUUUAGAAACAGCACUAACUAAAUUUCAAGGUACUGAUCCUAAAACCCGACCAAAAUUACCGCGAUUAAAAGAGAGUAAGCUACUUCAUGAUCUGAUUUACACAUUCAAUACUCAUAUACUACCUACCUUUUUUUCAUUAGAUUCCGACCUACUGCAUUUACAUACAUUAAUCUAUUGUUCAGCUUUAGUAAUAAUAACAAAACUUGGCUAUAAAAUUAAGUCAGGAAAUAUAGAAGAUUCAAGCAUACAGAAGAAAAAGAGCCAUAAGCCCGCGUGGGAACAUAGAUUAGAAAACGAUAUAAAAAAGCUUAGAGCAGACAUUGGUAGGUUAACUCAAUAUUUAAAAGGCAAUAGAUCUAAAAAAGUAGUAAAAAAAGUAGAGAUAAUAUUUAAAAAUACCAAAGUGCACACUAUCCACGAACGAGAAAACAAGAAACCAGAAGAAUAUAUCGACACUCUUAAACAGAAACUAUCUUUAAAAUCACAUAGACUUGCAAGAUACAGGAAAGCACUUAAUAGAAAACAAGAUAAUAAAUUAUAUAGUACCAACGAAAAAGCUUUUUACAGGUCAUUGAAUAGUUGUACCUCGAAUAAUACAAAUAAUGAAGAACAAAUACCAAAUAAAGAUGAACUUAAAAACUACUGGGCAGGGAUUUGGGAAAAAAGGAGUGACCACAAUUUACAGGCAAAAUGGAUUGAAGAAGAGAAUCAGAAGUGGGGUUAUAUGGAACAGAUGGAAUUUAUAGAAUUAAAAUUGGAUGAUUUAACGGAAGUUUUAAAGAAAACGAAAAAUUGGAAAGCUGCUGGAAUAGACCAGAUACAUAAUUUCUGGUAUAAAAAGUUUACGUCAUUACAUGAUAUUCUAACAAAAAUAAUUUCAGACCUAAUUAACUGUAGAACUCCACUCCCAAAUUUUAUAACAACCGGUUUGACCUACAUGCUACCAAAAAACCAAAACACCCACGAUCCAUCACAGUACCGUCCCAUAACAUGCCUACCAACAAUAUAUAAAAUAAUCACAUCCUGCAUUACCAAUAAGAUAGUCUCACACCUGGAAGCACAUAAUGUAAUGUCAGAGGAACAAAAGGGAUGCAGGCGAAACCACAGAGGAUGUAAAGAGCAAUUAAUUAUAGAUUCAACCAUACUAAAACAUUCAAAUAAAUUUAAUAGAAAUUUGUAUGUCACAUAUAUAGAUUUCAAAAAAGCUUUUGAUAGUGUCCCACAUUCAUGGUUAGUCCAAAUUUUACAAACAUAUAAGAUUCAUCCUAAUAUUAUUAAAUUUUUGGAGGAGGCCAUGUCUAAUUGGAGAACCACAAUAACUUUAACAACAAAAACAUCUAAAAUCUGUUGUGACGAAAUCCAUAUUAGAAAUGGCAUCUUCCAGGGAGACUCUCUCAGUCCUUUGUGGUUUUGCCUCGCCCUAAAUCCUCUAUCUAGAAUACUAUCAGAUUCUAAAAUUGGAUACCAAUUAACACGUGACAUAGCGGUUUCUCAUCUGAUGUACAUGGAUGACAUAAAACUAUUUAGUAAAUCUGUGAAAGAAAUGAAAGAAAUGAUAAAAAUUACAGCGCAAUUUAGUAAAGAUAUAAAUAUGAAUUUUGGCUUAGAUAAAUGCAAAACUUUAACUAUAAAGAAAGGAAAAUUAAUUGAGAAAAAUUAUGAAAUAAGUGAGGAAAUAAAUAUAUCCGAGAUGUUAGAAGGGGACUUAUAUAAAUAUUUGGGUAUACUUCAAGCUAAGGAUAUUAAUCACUCAAAAUUAAAACAAGAUCUUACCACAGAGUACAUCAAAAGAGUAAACCAGCUGUGCAAAAAACAUCUUUAUUCGCGAAAUCUCAUAAGAGCAAUAAAUACUUUUGCUAUUCCGGUCCUAACUUACUCCUUCGGGAUAAUCAAAUGGUCUCAGACAGAUAUUAAGAAGUUAGAAAUAAAAACUAGAGUCACGCUAACUAAACAUAAUUAUCACCAUCCGAAAUCAGCUAUAGAAAGAUUAACGUUGAAAAGACAAUUAGGAGGAAGAGGGGUAGUUGAUUUAAAAAUACUUUGGCAAAACCAAAUCCAUAAUAUUCAAAAUUUUUUCUACAAUAAAGCAAAUACUAGUAAGAUACAUGCAGCUAUAGUAGAAGUUGAUGAUAAUUUCACACCGUUAAACCUAAAAAAUAAGAAUAAAGAGUUUAAAACUAUCCAAGAACAAAUAAAUGAAAAAAUUAAAGAUUGGAGAAGAAAAGAACUACAUGGUAGGCAUAUCCACGAUCUAGAGCAAAAUUUCAUAGAUUUAGAUGCGUCAAAUAAAUGGUUACAAAAAGGUUACCUGUUCCCCGAAACAGAAGGCUUUCUAAUUGCUAUUCAAGACCAGGUUAUCAAUACAAGAAAUUAUAAAAAAUAUAUACUUAAAGAAUCAAUAGUAUCAGAUUUAUGUCGAAAAUGUCACAGAAUGCCAGAAAAUAUACAACAUAUUACAGGAGCUUGCCCUACUCUAGCUCAAACAGAUUACACCCAUCGCCACAACCAAAUAGUUCACUACAUACAUCAAAAACUUGCACACAAAUAUAACUUCUCAAAUACUCCACUAAAACCUUACUAUGAAUACCAACCCAACCCCGUUUUAGAAAAUGAAGAAAUAAAAAUAUAUUAUGAUAGAGCAAUUCUUACUGAUAAAACGAUUCAUUACAAUAGACCGGAUAUAACUUUAGUUAACAAAUCAUCUAAAAUAGCUUACUUAAUUGAUGUUUCUGUUCCAAACACACAUAACUUAUUAAAAACUAUUACGGAAAAGAUCAAUAAAUAUACAGAAUUAAAAGAAGAAAUAAUUAGAAUCUGGAAUUUAAAUAAGGUUUUUAUUGUCCCUAUCGUGCUUUCCACUACCGGAGUCAUACCUAAACACUUACACCAAAGUUUAAAAAUUCUUGAUUUACCACCUCUCACAUACAUCACCAUGCAAAAAGCUGCUAUUUUAAAUACUUGUCGAAUAUGGUUGCCUCGCGCAGCCCUGUCGACGGCGUUUGGAGGGAACACCUCGCUUCCGGCCUCAGUCCGAAAAUUGGUCGCGAGUGCAGAGGCGUGGGCGGCAUUACGGGUCUUCAGUGAAGCCGUAAUGUCCGCAAAGGAGGAGGCGGAGCGGCAGCGGGAGGACGACACUAACUCCCUCCCGCUGCGUCAACGAAGACCGGGUCGACGGCGCCACGACCAUCUAGGCCAGAUGCCUUGA